This is a messenger RNA of Akanthomyces muscarius, 639 nucleotides long. RefSeq lists its product as uncharacterized. NCBI's taxonomy places the organism in Eukaryota, Fungi, Ascomycota, Sordariomycetes, Hypocreales, Cordycipitaceae. The record is from RefSeq and is a predicted model, not a curated record. The transcript has a single exon. Bases 1 to 639 code for a protein of 212 amino acids.
AUGGCGGCAGAUUUCGAGCAGCAAUCCUACUGGCACGAGCGGUUCCGCUCCGAGACUGCCUUCGAGUGGCUCCUCUCCUCGUCCGACUUUCUCAGCCUCGUCGAACCGCUGCUCGCCAGCCUCGACCGGUCGUCGGCCGCCAUCCUGCACGUCGGCUCCGGCACCAGCGACCUGCACAACCACCUGCGGCGGCGCGGCUUCCUCGGCGUCACCAACGUCGACUACGAGCCGCUGGCGGCGCGCCGCGGGCGGGAGCUCGAGCGGCGCGCCUUUGGCGACGUGCGGCUACGGUACGCCGUGGCGGACGCGACGCGGCUCCCGCAGGACCUCGCCAGCGAGUCCGACAGCGAAGAGGAAGAGGGUGUGCCAGGAAGAAGCGGCUUUCAGCUCGUGCUGGACAAGAGCACCUGCGACGCCAUCUCGUGCGGCGGCGAGGACGCCCUGCGGAAAAUGUGCGACAGCGUGUACCAGUGCCUCCGACCGGACGGUGCGUGGAUAGCGCUGAGCUUCUCGGCGGAUAGGUUCCAGCUGAGCGACCUGCCGUUUCAUGUCGAGGUGCUGUCAAAGGUGCAGACACCGAAAUCGAGAGCGACCGAUCCCGACAUUUUCUACUGGUGCUACUGCCUACGGCCGAGGUGA